AUGACACCCGAUUUCAUAAAAGGUGUUGAUCUGCAUGAUGGUGAAUGGGGUAUUGUUGGAUCCAUUUCUGUCUGGAAUUUUACACAUGACGGGAAGGAAAAAGUGGCUAAACAGGUAAUCGAAGAAAUUGACAAAGAGAAAAAGUUAGUGCGUUAUAAGGUGAUAGGGGGUGAGAUAUUGGAGGCUUACAAAAGCUUCUUAGUUACAAUUCAUGUGGACACCAAGGGAGAAGAGAACCUUGUGACGUGGACUUUCCACUAUGAGAAGCUUAAUGAGAGUGUUGAUGAUCCUAAUAGUUUGAUGGAUUUAUGCCUUCGUAUCACCAAAGAUAUUGAGAACCAUCACCUCGCCAAAUCAAACUAA
Lactuca virosa is the source of this 363-nucleotide messenger RNA. The record is from the annotation of a GenBank genome assembly. Lineage: Eukaryota; Viridiplantae; Streptophyta; Magnoliopsida; Asterales; Asteraceae.